AUGCAAAGUGUAGACGUAUAGCAAUUGUUAUAGCCUUCAGAAUAUUCUGUAAUAGCAGCAAAGAAGACUGUAUACAGACCUAGAUCAUCUUAUUAAAAUGGCCCAAGAAAUAAUACAUUAACAAAGAUAAAUAAAAUGGACUUAUCAGCUGCAGAUGAUUACAAAACUCCAGAAAAAGUCAAUAAAAGACUUGUUUUGAAGCACUUUGGAGGUACAUCAUAGGAAAGAAUUAGACAACGUAGGGCUAACAGCCAAGUCAAUUAUAAUAUGACUUACAGCGGGUUUUAUCCUCACAAAGAUCAUGCAGCUUUACCACUCAAUUAAUAAAGAGUCGGUAACAGCUCCAACAAAACUCAAGAAAUAAAUCAUAGAUAAGAUAGCCAAUAACCAAGACAAAAGAAUGAAGGACUUAAAAAAGCCAUUAGCUUUGAGAGAAGUUAAACUGCUGGUGAAGGCUAAAAGAGAAAAAGAUCCACGACUUCAUAUUAGAAUCAAAGACCUAACGAUAAUACUUAAUAAGAUUACUAUAACCCUUAAAAUGCUAACGAUACUCUGAAAGGAUUCUAUUCAUCAUAGUAAACUGAUAUUGAUGAUAAUGGAAAUCCUUGCUUUAAAAUUGACUAUUCUUUUUUAGACAACAUUUCAUUAGAUGAUCCUAGACUAUAAAAAAUCCUAAAUGAUGAUGCCUUAAAUUCAAAAUAAUUUGAUUUAGAAUCAAUUAUUGAUGAAAACGCUGAUUACUUUCAUCAUCUUUUUGGAAAUUGUGCUUGUAUUAAAUGUACCUGUGGUAGAUGUAGAUGCUAACAUGGUAGAAUGAAAGUUAUUUAUAGAAAUGGAUUCACUACAAGCUAUGCUUAACAUUUCCCUGAAAAGAAAAAGAUUGGAGUAACACCUCCUCUUAACUAAACAUUUUAUGAAUCUCUUUCCAGUUUGUAAAGGACUUAAAUAAAUAUUGAUCCAUCUCAUUUGACUACACAUAAGAGAGAUUAUAUAGGUCAUGAACCCUAACCUAGAGAAAAAAAAUCAGAUUUUAAUUACACAAAAACUCCUUUUAUGGCCAGCAGUCAUUAUAAAACUAACUUCUUAGAUUGGAAAGAUUACGACCCAUCUUAUGUAUUCAAAAGACCUGUUCAUAAUAGUGUAGCAACUGACUGUCCAAUGAGAACAAAAACAACAUACAACGAUAAUUUUUUGAAUAAAGACAAAAUUUAAAAUGCUACAGCUGAUGAUGUAAAGAGAUUGCAAAAAAAUUAAACUCUUCCUAACUCCUAUUAAGAUGAUAAGCCAACUGAAUACAAUAAAUCAUUUUAAAAUUUCAAUCCAAAAGAAGUUCCAAAUACUAAGUUACCUUUUAAAUACAUCAGUGAAACAGAGAAAUUUUAAUCUGUGCCUCCUUGGAAAACUCAAUAUAAAACUAUUAAUCAGAAUGACUUUAAAAAUCCUAAAGUAGACAUUUGCCCAACUUCUCAAAAUGGAAUGACAAAACCAUGGAAACUUAAAUUAAUAUAAAAAUUAAAGCAACUUGGGUUAGGGGAAACUUCUAAUACAAAUAUUUCUCAAAAUUCAAAGAUAACUAAAAGACUGGCAAAAACAACAACUCUUCCUCAUAGAUAUUGA
This is a messenger RNA of Tetrahymena thermophila SB210, 1617 nucleotides long. RefSeq names its product STOP protein. The transcript has 11 exons. The record is from RefSeq and is a predicted model, not a curated record. NCBI's taxonomy places the organism in Eukaryota, Ciliophora, Oligohymenophorea, Hymenostomatida, Tetrahymenidae.